Messenger RNA from Acaulospora morrowiae, 966 nucleotides. The record is from the annotation of a GenBank genome assembly. NCBI's taxonomy places the organism in Eukaryota, Fungi, Glomeromycota, Glomeromycetes, Diversisporales, Acaulosporaceae.
AAUUCUUCCCAAAUACAGGAGGUCGAUAAAGAAAAUAGUACAUGUAUGACCCAACAAAUUGCGCCGACCAUGUUUUCGCUUAAAGAUUUCAAAAUCGGACAUCAAAUUGGAAAGGGAAAAUAUGGUCGUGUUUACAUGGCAACCGAAAGAACAAGUGGAUAUAUUGUCGCGCUCAAAAUACUACUAAAGCAAGAAUUACGACACGAGAAACUCUUAAACCAAUUGAGACGCGAGGUAGAAAUUCAAGGAAAUCUUAGUCAUCCCAAUAUUCUUAAACUUUACGGUUACUUUCAAGAUGAAAAACGUGUUGUUAUGAUUCUAGAGCUAUCACCGUAUGGAACCUUGUAUGAUAUUCUUAAAAGAUAUCAAAGAUUUACAGAAAGAAGAGCUUCAAGGUAUAUCGCACAGAUCGCUCAUGCAUUAAAGUAUCUUCAUCAGAAUCAUGUCAUCCAUCGAGAUAUCAAACCAGAAAAUCUAUUGUUUGGACUGAGAGGAGAACUCAAGCUAGCAGAUUUCGGGUGGUCUACUUAUUCAAUGGGCUCCCAACAUACGAUAGUUUGUGGAACUUUGGAUUACCUUUCGCCAGAGAUGGUGAUGCGCAUUCCGUAUAAUGAAAAAGUUGACGUAUGGGCCCUCGGAAUCAUAUGUUAUGAAUUGUUGGUUGGAACACCCCCAUUUGUAGCAAAAGGGUUUGCCACAACUUGCCGGCGGAUAAUAUUCGAAAAUGUUGAAAUCCCUAAAUGUAUAUCAUUUGAGGCAAAAGACUUUAUUUUAUCGAUUUUUCGUAAAUUCAAGUUGUUGCAAAAAGAUCAAAACAAUCGACCAUCAGUAGAAGUAGUUUUAAAUCAUCCAUGGAUUCGGAUGUAUAAUGAUACCACACCUAUACCACGUAUCAGAGCACAUGCCACGAAUGUUCAGCCUCCUAUUACCAAUACUCUAUCUGAAAUUUAUGAAAAUAGCACAUGA